GACGGAUGAUUUGCGAACGCCCUGCCUCUGUUGUUGUCUCCCGAAGUCCAAGAAAACCGUAUAUAUUUCUAAGGUUUCGUUGAUCUCCCGAACUUAUCGCAGGUCUCCGGAAUGUCUCGGCAGGCGAACAAGGUCCCGGACAGCAAAAAAGUCAAUAAUGAAUUGUUCACGCUCACCUAUGGAGCGUUGGUUGCCCAGAUGAUGAAGGACCUGGAAAACUGUGAAGAGGUCAACAAGCAUCUGGACCGCAUGGGCUUCAAUAUCGGACAGAGACUCAUCGAGGAUUUUCUCGCUCGAACCAACUCCCCACGUUGCGUUGAUCUUCGGGACACAGCAGAAAAGAUCCAGAGCGCCUUCAAGAUGUAUCUGACGAUCUCACCAUCGAUUACGAAUUGGAGCACAUCGGGGGACGAGUUUUCCCUGAUUUUCGAUUCGAACCCUCUGACCGAGUUCGUCGAGUUACCAGACACUCAUAAUACGUUGAAGUACUGCAGUAUAAUUCCCGGCAUCAUCCGAGGCGCUCUUGAAAUGGUCCAGAUGGAAGUCCGCUGUUGGUUCGUCCACGACUCACUGCGGGGGGAUGCGUCGACGGAACUCCGUAUAAGAAUGGUGAAAAAAAUCGAGGAUGCCAUACCUGUUGGAGAGAACUAGUCGAGGCCGCUUAUUUAAGUCACUCUUAUUGAAUGCUUCCCUUGGAUAACCCAGUUCGUUUGGGGAAGAAUUGAGCGAAGGACGAAGUCUCCUGAGAGUACCCCGCGUGCGGUAUGCAAUAAAAACCCGUGUAUAUA
Galendromus occidentalis (western predatory mite) is the source of this 788-nucleotide messenger RNA. It is a transcript of the gene Bet3, whose product is annotated as blocked early in transport 3. Lineage: Eukaryota; Metazoa; Arthropoda; Arachnida; Mesostigmata; Phytoseiidae. Gene Ontology annotation, biological process: Golgi vesicle transport. Bases 112 to 651 code for a protein of 179 amino acids. The record is from RefSeq and is a predicted model, not a curated record. Gene Ontology annotation, cellular component: TRAPP complex. The transcript has 5 exons.